This is a messenger RNA of Bufo gargarizans (Asiatic toad), 1641 nucleotides long. RefSeq names its product gastrula zinc finger protein XlCGF26.1-like. The record is from RefSeq and is a predicted model, not a curated record. The transcript has 2 exons. Bases 21 to 1430 code for a protein of 469 amino acids. NCBI's taxonomy places the organism in Eukaryota, Metazoa, Chordata, Amphibia, Anura, Bufonidae.
AGGGUCUGUACAAGGAGGCCAUGAUGGAGGAGCACCAGCCUCUUAUAUCACAAGAAAAUCCCAGUAAGCAUUCUGAGGGAAACCUCAUGUUAUCACUAAAUUAUGAAGCAGAAGAUGAAGAUAUCAUGCAGUGCUCUUCAGGAGAAAAUGUACAUCCAGGACUUCACAGUACAGAUCUAUCAAGUGAUCUCCAUAAUCAUGAGGGACCUUUUCCUGACCAAUCAUGGACUGUUACAAGUAAAGGGACGAAACCGCACUCCUGUUCAGAAUGUGGAAAAUGCUUUACAAAUGAACAAUAUUUUGUUAAACAUAAGACACUUCACACAGGAGAGAAACUUCAUACAUGUUCAGAAUGUGGGAAAUGUUUUACAGAAAAAAAAUGUCUGGUUAGACAUGUGAGAAUUCACACAGGAGAGAAGCCGUAUUCAUGUUCAGAAUGUAGGAAAUGUUUUACAGAAAAAUCUAAUCUUGUUUUACAUGAGAGAGUUCACACAGGAGAGAAGCCAUAUUCAUGUUCAGAAUGUGGGAAAUGUUUUACACGGAAAUCACACCUUGUUAAACAUGAGAGAAUUCACACAGGAGAGAAGCCAUAUUCAUGUUCACAAUGUGGGAAAUGUUUUACAGAUAAAUCAAUUCUUGUUUGCCAUGAGAGAAGUCACACAGGAGAGAGUCCAUAUUCAUGUUCAGAAUGUGGAAAAUGUUUUACACGGAAAUCACACUUUGUUAAACAUGAGAAACUUCACAAAGGAGGGAAACUAUAUUCAUGUUUAGAAUGUGGGAAAUGUUUUACAGAUAAAUCAAGUCUUGUUAUCCAUGAGAGAAGUCACACAGGAGUAAAGCCAUAUUCAUGUUCAGAAUGUGGGAAAUGUUUUAAAAGAAGAACACAACUCGUUACACAUCUGAGAAUUCACACAGGAGAGAGGCCGUAUGCAUGUUCAGAUUGUGGGAAAUGUUUUUUAAAAAAAUCAAGUCUUGUUAAACAUGAGAAACUUCACACAGGAGAGAAACUAUAUUCAUGUUCAGAAUGUGGGAAAUAUUUUACAGCUAAAUCAAAUCUUGCUAGGCAUAAGAAAGGUCACACAGGAGAAGAGUCAUAUUCAUGUUCAGAAUGUGGGAAAUGUUUUACAGAUAAAUCAAAUCUUGUUAGACAUGAGAGAGGUCACACAGAAGAGAAUCCAUAUUCAUGUUCAGAAUGUGGGAAAUGUUUUACACGGAGAUCAAAUCUUGUUUUUCAUGAGCGACUUCACACAGGAGUGAAGCCAUAUUCAUGUUCAGAAUGUGGGAAAUGUUUUACACAGAAAACACACCUUGUUAGACAUGAAAAAAUUCAUAGAGGAGAGAAGCCAUUUUUAUGUUCAGAAUGUGGGAAACGUUUCACACAAAAGUCAAAUCUUGUUGCACAUCAGAGAAGUCACACACGAGAGAAGUAGAGAAGUGCAAAUUACUUGAAAUCUGUUUUAGAGUACAAAUAAAUUCAACCCAAAAGGAAAGUGCUAAGAUUGCGUGUUCACAAAGACAUGUUUAUCCCACCUCAGCCCCCCUAGCUUAAACCCCCUUAAUGACCAGUCCACUUUUUACAAUUCUGCAAUACACUACUUUCACGGUUUAUUGCUCAGUCAUACAACUUACCACCCAAAUGAA